This is a messenger RNA of Abrus precatorius (Indian licorice), 1954 nucleotides long. Its product is annotated as probable E3 ubiquitin-protein ligase WAVH2. The coding region runs from base 185 to 1846 and encodes 553 amino acids. The record is from RefSeq and is a predicted model, not a curated record. The transcript has 3 exons. NCBI's taxonomy places the organism in Eukaryota, Viridiplantae, Streptophyta, Magnoliopsida, Fabales, Fabaceae.
UAACAGCAACGACGGCAACAGAAGCUGGUCAUUGCUGAAUUUUGCAGAGCUCUUUGUCUCCUUUUCUUUUUCUCUCUCUUCUGUCCCUAUUUUCCCUGUGACACAAAUACAAAAGCUUCAGCUUCAGAAGGGUAACACACUUAACACUACAACAAGCUUUGACACAGCUCAGAGAAAAGAGAGAAUGGGAGAAGGAAGAAGAGGAACAUCAAAGCUGAGAGAAGCAGCAAGGAAGGUGGCUGUGGCUGCUGCAUAUGCUUGUGGGUCAUUCUCAAGAAGAAAAGCUUUGGUGGAUCCAGUUUCCAUUGACAACUCUUGUAGUCCAUCUGCUACUGUCUCAAAUUCCUCAGCUGUGUCUCCAUCAACAACAAAAAAUUCCUCAGGGGAGGUAAGAGAAGAUCCUGAUUGUGGUACCACUUCCAACAUCAACAACAAUGAGCUUCAUAAUAAGAAUUUGUGUGCAAUAUGUUUAGAUCCUCUGAGUUACCACAGCAAGGGAAGCAGUCCAGGCCAAGCUAUAUUCACUGCUCAGUGCUCUCAUGCAUUCCAUUUUGCCUGCAUCUCUUCCAAUGUCCGCCAUGGUAGUGUCACUUGCCCCAUUUGUCGUGCCCAUUGGACCCAACUCCCUCGCAACCUAAACAACAACCUUUGUGGUUCUUUCACUUCUAGUAACCAAUCUGAUCCCAUUCUGCGAAUCCUUGAUGAUUCUAUUGCUACCUUCCGUGUUCAUCGCCGUUCUCUUCUGCGCUCUGCACGCUAUGAUGAUGAUGAUCCUGUUGAGCCUGAUGACACACCUGGCAGCCCCAAGCUGUGCUUCUCUCUUGUGCCUAUUCCACCAAAUGCACCAGCAAGUUUCCAUCCGGCUUUGCAAGUCACAAAACAUGCCUCAUGUCCUUGCCAUCUAUCCCUUCAUCCUUUAACUUGCAGCUCCUCAUCACUGUUACAAUCUCCACCAAUGCAGACACCUUAUAUCAUGUGCCCCUCCUCCAAUAGAGUUUUUCUUUCUGUGAAACUAACCCAUGAACGAGCAACUGACUUGGUCUUAGUUGCUAGUCCCAAUGGACCACACCUAAGACUUCUCAAACAAGCAAUGGCUCUUGUGGUUUUCUCCCUCAGACACAUCGAUCGCUUGGCCAUUGUUACAUACUCCUCAGCCGCAGCUCGUGUCUUUCCCUUAAGACGCAUGACAUCCUAUGGAAAACGCACAGCCCUUCAAGUCAUCGACCGUUUGUUUUACAUGGGACAGGCUGAUCCAGUUGAAGGGUUGAAGAAAGGAAUCAAGAUACUUGAGGACCGCGUGCACAAGAACCCUGAGUCCUGUAUCCUACACUUAUCAGAUAAUCCUACAAGACCAUACCAUGCUAUAAGCAUGGAACUACCAUCAACACCAAUUCAUAGAUUUCAUGUGGGAUUUGGCUUUGGCACUUCAAGUGGGUUUGUCAUACAAGAGUUUGAGGAGUUCUUGGCCAAGAUGUUGGGAGGCAUUGUUAGGGAAAUCCAACUUAGAAUAUGCGGUGCUGGUGAGGAAGUUGGCAGUGGGAGAGUCAUAAGAAUUGGAGAGAUAAGAGGAGGAGAAGAAAGGAGGAUUCUGUUAGACCUUGGUGAUUGCACUCAUGUGUAUGUGGAAUAUAGCUACAUUGAAGGUGAGAUUGAUGAGUGUGUUAGAAGAACAGGGGAAACUGUUGUAGGUGUUGGAGAACAUAAAGGUGAUGUUACAGAAGCUAGUGCGGAAACAGUGAGGGAUAUGAGCACAGGUGGUAGGACUAGCAGUGUUGAAAGCUGGGAUUUUCAUGACCCUUAUAUGGCUAGAAGAUGGGCUAAGCAUUUGCAUGGUUAUAGACUUUGAAAUUACAACUAUUGUUUUAUAUAGACCAAUGCAUUCCUGUGAUGCUAUUGUGUUCUUGGCCAUCCCUACUUUUACUCUUCAAUUUUUUUAGCUAGACUUGUAAUCGUA